AUGGAGUGUACGAGGCACCAGUGCCACAGGGAGCCACUGGCUGUGGCGGACACGUGCGGCCUACCACAGGCUGAGGAGGACACGUGCGGCCUACCACAGGCUGUGGAGGACACGUGCGGCCUACCACAGGCUGUGGAGGACACGUGCGGCCUACCACAGGCUGUGGAGGACACGUGCGGCCUACCACAGGCUGUGGAGGACACGUGCGGCCUACCACAGGCUGUGGAGGACACGUGCGGCCUACCACAGGCUGUGGAGGACACGUGCGACCUACCACAGGCUGUAGAGGACACGUGCGGCCUACCACAGGCUGAGGAGGACACGUGCGGCCUACCACAGGCUGUGGAGGACACGUGCGACCUACCACAGGCUGUGGAGGACACGUGCGGCCUACCACAGGCUGAGGCGGACACGUGCGACCUACCACAGGCUGUGGAGGACACGUGCGGCCUACCACAGGCUGAGGAGGACACGUGCGGCCUACCACAGGCCGUGGAGGACACGUGCGACCUACCACAGGCUGUGGAGGACACGUGCGGCCUACCACAGGCUGUGGCGGACACGUGCGACCUACCACAGGCUGUGGAGGACACGUGCGGCCUACCACAGGCUGAGGAGGACACGUGCGGCCUACCACAGGCUGAGGAGGACACGUGCGGCCUACCACAGGCUGAGGAGGACACGUGCGGCCUACCACAGGCUGAGGAGGACACGUGCGGCCUACCACAGGCUGAGGAGGACACGUGCGACCUACCACAGGCUGAGGAGGACACGUGCAGCCUACCACAGGCUGAGGACACGUGCGGCCUACCACAGGCUGAGGAGGACACGUGCGGCCUACCACAGGCUGAGGAGGACACGUGCAGCCUACCACAGGCUGAGGAGGACACGUGCGGCCUACCACAGGCUGAGGCGGACACGUGCGGCCUACCACAGGUUGCAUUCUACCACAUCAGAUAA
Molecule: messenger RNA, 960 nt
Organism: Procambarus clarkii (red swamp crayfish)
Lineage: Eukaryota; Metazoa; Arthropoda; Malacostraca; Decapoda; Cambaridae
Product: aggrecan core protein-like
Source: RefSeq, a predicted model, not a curated record